AACGUCUCCUUGCAGCAAUGCCGUAGCACCAUGACAUCUUCGGCGUCUUUCAGCGGUGUGAACUCGGGUCUCCAAGUGGGAAAUAAUUUUGGGCCGAUAACGGCCGACCUUCAUCUUCCACAGCCACCGGAACCGAUACCAAGCCCUUUGUCCACCGUUCCGUUUCCUCGAGAUCCAGAUUUUCUUGAUCGCGGGACGGUGUUUGAUGAUAUACGCGAUAUAAGCUCGUCUCCUGCCUCACGACUGGCCUUGGUAGGCAUAGGAGGUGUUGGAAAGUCUCAACUUGCAAUCGAGUACUGCUACCGCUUUCGCGAUGAAUCGCCAGAAAGAUGGGCAUUCUGGAUCCAUGCAAGUAAUGCCGCCCGGUUUGAACAGGGUUGUCAGUCAAUCGCCGAGCGAGUCAAAAUUCCCGGUCGUGAUACUCCCAAGUCCAGCUCAUUGAAGCUUCUAAGUGAUUGGCUGUGCGAUGAAAAGAGGGAGAAAUGGUUGCUCAUUCUUGACAAUGUGGACGACGAUGAAUUUCUCCAUAAUUGUACCCAGAGCAACCAGCCACUUCUAGCCCAGCUUCCGAUGAGUGCAAAUGGUACGAUUAUCAUCACAAGCAGGAGCAGAGAGGUGGCAUCAAGACUCGUCGAAGAUCGGAAUAUCAUUGACAUCAAACCGAUGACCGAGAAAGACGCAGUGAAUCUCUUUGAGAAGAAGCUGGCAAUGAAGGCUGAAAAGGAAGCUGUCAUUGAGCUUACCACGGCGCUGGAUUCGAUACCAUUGGCUAUUGUGCAAGCAGCAGCAUAUAUCAAGCAAAGGGCCCCACGGUGCUCUGUUCAGCAGUACCUCGAGCAAUUCCGUAAAGGGGACCGCAAGAGAACGAGACUUCUGGAAAAAGAAGGGGGACACCUUCGACGAGACUGGGAAGCUAAAAACUCAGUCAUGGUUACUUGGCACAUGACAUUUGAUCAUCUCCAACAGACCAGGAGAUCUGCAGCAGAUCUGCUUUCUCUAAUGAGUUUCUUCGAUCGACAAGGGAUUCCCGAGUGUUGUCUUCGACACAGAACCAUGACAGGAGAUGAAGACAAUAAUAAUCCGAGUCAAGAGAUGACUGAUAGUGUGUCCUUGGCAUCAAGUAUCGACGAUGACGAAUUUGAAGAGGAUAUCCAAAAACUACGGAGCUUCUCCUUAAUUUCCACUACUUCAGACCCGGCCACCUUUGAGAUGCAUCGGCUUGUGCAACUUGCCACCAGAAACUGGCUUGAGUCUCACGGUCAAUUCAACGAGUGGAGAAAAUUGUUCAUCAGAAACCUCUCGAUUGGAUUUCCAGCAGAACAUUUCGAACAUGAGGACUGGAGUAAAUGCCAGUUGCUGUACCCUCAUGUCCAACUGACAAUGACCCAAUACCCGGAAUUGGAUGACUGCCUGGAUAACUUGUCGAUCUUGCAGCUCAAUGCGGGUACAUUUGCGGUGCUUAAUAAAAACGUGGCCGAGGCCCAGAAUUUAUUGAUCGCAGCAUGCAAAUCUAACCUAAAACUAUUCAGCUCAGUACACCCAAGGACACUAAGCAGCGCGGACCGUUUGGGUGCCUUUUACCUCUUUUCCGGACAAGUGGCGAUUGCAGAGAAAUUAUUGACCCCGACGGUGAAGAUCCAUCGCAGGCUAUUAGGCGAUGACCAUCCUGCUACCUUGCUUAGUAUGAGCACACUGGGAUCACUAUACCUGGCACAAAAUCGAUGGCAGGAUGCAGAAGCACUGUACCAACAAGUUGUCACGGUCCAACGAAAAUCGUUGGAUUGUGGGAACUUCACUGCUCUAUCUGGUGCGAUUAAUCUGGCAAAGUUGUAUCGACAACGGGGCCGAUUGAAAUAUGCAGAGGAGCUACUCGAACCAUUGGUGGGCACUCUGGAGACUGCCUUGGGCGCUGAGCAUCCUGAAACUCUAGCAAGCAUGAGCGGCUUGGCAUCAGUAUACCGGGACCAAGGCAGAUAUCACGACGCCGAAGUGCUAUAUACGCAAGUCAUCAAUACCGGUAGCAAGGUAUUUGGCACCGACCACCCGGAAAUCCUUUCAGCCAUGAUUGAGCUAGCAAUAUCGUACGAGGAGCAAGGUUCAUGGUCAAAGGCCGAAAUGAUAGUCCUCAAGGUUAUAGAUACUUGCAAGAAGACGCUCGGUGAUAAUCACUACUAUACUAUGUUUAUAAUGACCGGUUUAGCCCACAUGUACAAGGACCGGGGCCGGCUGCAAGAGGCAGAGUCUUUGUUUUCUCACCUUUUCAAUUUUCACCAAAGCGUACAUGGAGCUACAGAUCCUCGGACGUUAACCGUGAUGCAUAGUCUUGCCGUGACAUGGAGCGUUAUAGGUCGAGAUGCAGAUGCUCAAAGGUUGAUGGCGGAAUGCGUGGAGAAGCGGACGCGAGUUCUUGGUCCGGAUCACCCCGACACUAAGAAAAGCACUCUAGCCCUCGUGACAGGUCGAAUGAUCGAUCUAGAUAUAAAUUGAAUCAGCCAAGUUGAUACUAUCCGACAUUGUGAACCACAGAGUCGGGGUGUAACCGAAAACAGAGGCCUUUUAAGUCUCAUUGCACUCAAUAUAGUAGACCGCUACCAUCAUGGAUCGUCUUCCUCCACUUACAGUUUAUUUUGCUCCUUGAAUUCACCAUUAGCUCCCAUUCCAUUCGAUAAGAAUGCCG
Molecule: messenger RNA, 2677 nt
Organism: Penicillium brasilianum
Lineage: Eukaryota; Fungi; Ascomycota; Eurotiomycetes; Eurotiales; Aspergillaceae
Source: the annotation of a GenBank genome assembly